Messenger RNA from Danaus plexippus (monarch butterfly), 1671 nucleotides. It is a transcript of the gene 128up, whose product is annotated as GTP-binding protein 128up. Gene Ontology annotation, cellular component: cytoplasm. Gene Ontology annotation, molecular function: GTPase activity; GTP binding. Gene Ontology annotation, biological process: cytoplasmic translation. Bases 141 to 1244 code for a protein of 367 amino acids. The record is from RefSeq and is a predicted model, not a curated record. The transcript is spliced from 7 exons. Lineage: Eukaryota; Metazoa; Arthropoda; Insecta; Lepidoptera; Nymphalidae.
CUGCCAAGUUUCCAGAACCGACAGAUUAAACAGCUUGACACGCUUCCUCUCUAUUUCUAAGCUAUAACAAUAAGAAUUAACAAUAAAACUUAUUUAUUUUUAUAUUGAGCAAGUUAUAAGUACUAGUAUAUUUUAUAAAAAUGAGUACUAUAUUGGAAAAAAUUGCCGCUAUAGAGUCUGAGAUGGCUCGAACGCAAAAAAAUAAAGCAACGGCUUUGCAUUUAGGGUUACUUAAAGCUCGCCUAGCUAAGCUAAGACGUGAACUUAUUACACCUAAAGGUGGCGGCGGUGCCACUGGUGAAGGUUUCGAUGUCGCAAAAACUGGUGAUGCUCGUAUUGGUUUUGUUGGGUUUCCAUCGGUGGGAAAAUCCACUCUCCUAUCCAACUUGGCUGGAGUUUACUCUGAAGUAGCAGCUUAUGAGUUCACAACGUUAACCACCGUCCCCGGCUGCAUUAAAUAUAAAGGAGCUAAAAUCCAGUUGCUUGAUUUGCCCGGUAUCAUCGAAGGUGCUAAGGAUGGUAAAGGAAGAGGUCGUCAAGUCAUAGCGGUUGCUCGUACGUGUAGUCUUAUAUUCAUAGUACUUGACGUUUUGAAACCCCUUCAGCAUAAGAAACUUCUAGAACACGAGUUGGAAGGAUUCGGACUGAGAUUAAAUAAGCAACCUCCAAACAUACACUUUCGAAAAAAAGACAAAGGAGGAAUUAACUUGAACAACACAUGUCCACAAACAGAGCUAGACUAUGAAACAGUUAGAACUAUUCUCUCGGAAUACAAGAUUCAUAAUGCGGAUAUAACUCUGAGAUAUGAUGCGACUAGUGAUGACCUUAUUGAUGUCAUCGAAGGAAAUAGAAUAUAUGUACCAUGCAUUUAUCUGUUGAAUAAGAUUGAUCAAAUAAGCAUAGAAGAAUUAGAUGUUAUAUACAAGAUACCACACUGCGUGCCUAUAUCAGCUCACCAUAAAUGGAAUUUUGAUGACUUGUUGGAGAAAAUGUGGGAAUACUUAAAACUAAUUAGGAUAUACACAAAGCCGAAGGGACAGCUGCCUGAUUAUAAUGCACCUGUUGUUUUACACGCUGAUCGAACUAGCGUCGAAGACUUCUGUAACAAACUGCAUAGAUCUAUAGUUAAGGAGUUCAAAUAUGCCUUAGUAUGGGGUUCAUCUGUCAAACAUCAGCCGCAGAAAGUUGGCAUCGAACAUAUCCUGGCUGACGAAGAUGUUGUGCAGAUCGUGAAAAAAGUCUAACCUAUACCAACCUAUAUAACCCAUAUAAGUAUAUAUGUAAAUCCUAUUGUUUAAUAAACUCACAUCUGUUUGUCUUUAUUUUUAUAGUUAUAGAUGGUAAAAGAGAACUAUUUAAAUAUACAUGUUCAAGAUUCAAUGUUAUACAGAAUUAUUGGAGGUUCAUAAAAAAAUAAUUUCGACCAUAGCUUUGAUUUGUAUUCCAUUAAUAAUUUUUUUUUUUAAUACUCUGAAUAUUUUUUUAAGAGCAAUAAAUGAUGCACAAUAAAAAAAAAUAUUGUUUUCCCUCACAUAAUGAUUUGGUUAUAUACAAGCAACGAAACUAUAUGCAUAUGUAUAUACAAAUGUAUUUUUAUUAUUAAAUAGGUACAGUAAGAUAACGCGUGGUUCAUUACAGUGUUACGUAAUAAAAGAUUUUGUUUUAUACAAA